This is a messenger RNA of Coregonus clupeaformis (lake whitefish), 2270 nucleotides long. RefSeq names its product sprouty RTK signaling antagonist 2 (gene spry2). Gene Ontology annotation, cellular component: cytosol; membrane. Gene Ontology annotation, biological process: negative regulation of fibroblast growth factor receptor signaling pathway; negative regulation of MAP kinase activity; animal organ development. NCBI's taxonomy places the organism in Eukaryota, Metazoa, Chordata, Actinopteri, Salmoniformes, Salmonidae. The record is from RefSeq and is a predicted model, not a curated record.
CAGCAACUGCUUUGUCCCCCCUCACUUCCAUAUGACGCCAUUUACAGAAUAAACCCGACCUCUUCUCCGGAAAGAGGAAAAAACAAGACGAGAAAAACUUGAAAGCACCUCAGUGUGCAAGGCAGCCAAACAUUCAACAAUUACAGCGCGUAUUUUUUAGAACUGUCCAGCCUACAACAAACUCGAAGGCCGUUGGCUAUUUGUGUAAACUCUACGGAAUCAAAAGUAUCGCGUGCGCAUUUUGUUCACUUUUCUAAUUCACAAAAAAGUGGAGAGCCAGCAAGUCCCUAGUGAUUCAUUCGUUUUUGGUAGUAUUUCGCCUCGGGUUCUCUCGCAGUGGAAUGUAUGUCAAUGUUUUUGAUCUCUUAAAAUUGACGUGGAUCUGGAAAUAUUGUUUGUAGCUACUUUUUCAUUGCAUUGGAUUGUGUGGAUGGGUUUCCAGAUGAAUUUAAGUAGGAAUAAACUUUCAGAAUUUGGAAUUUAAUUACACAAACGGGGCUGAAGUGGUGCGAACACGGACUUCAGAUGUGUUCAAUGCCAGCCGGAGGGGUCCUUCUUCAGAGCCAAGAUGGAGACCAGUACUCAAAAUGGCAGUGGUGGCGGAGGGUCGGCCGGCUUGCUGCGUGCUCUGCAUGACAGCGGGAGGAUACACCGGCCUCACCAUGCCCAGGAAGGGCAGCCCGAUCCUGGUGUAAACCCCGGCCAGCAGGCCCCUGUGCUCUCGCUGGACCAGAUCAGGAUCACCGGGAGCAGUAAUGAGUACACAGAGGGACCAACGGUGGGACCCAUUGUGGUCCCUAGGCCCCCUGGCUCCUUGCCUACCCAGCAGAAGAACGACUUGGUGGUGCCACUGGGCCUGGGGACCAACGAGCAACUGGAGCCCCAGGCCCCCAGGUCCAACCAGAGGAACUUACUCCCCGAUCUUCAACAACAUCCCCAGCCCACACACUCUACAGUCCCCUCCAGGGAUGCCCUAUCUCUUUCUUCUAGCACAGAGGGCUCCAGAAGCAGCCCGAGGACCAGUAUAGGCAGCAUGUCUUCCGUGCAGAGGCUCCUGAGUAGCCCGGCGGUUAGCGAACGGAUAAUCAGGACCCAGCCCAAACGGGUGGAGCUUAAACAGGAGGAAUUGAAGCCCCUGGUGAGUACGGCAGGAGGGGCGGUGGUGGUCACGGUGCCCAGUGGCGGUGCCCCCGCUGCUAGGGAGGGGCUGCUGGUUAAACACACCUACCGCUGUGAGGACUGUGGCCAGUGCAAGUGCCAGGAGUGCAUGUGCCCACGCGCCCUGCCCUCCUGCUGGAUGUGUGGCCGGCGGUGCGUGUGCUCGGCGCAGAACGUGAUAGACUACGGGACUUGCGUGUGCUGCGUUAAGGGCCUGUUCUACCACUGCUCCAGUGACGACGAGGAUACAUGUGCCGACAAGCCCUUCUCCUGCAGCCAGUCGCACUGCUGCGUGCGCUGGUCGGCCAUGGGCCUCCUGUCCCUGUUCCUACCCUGUCUUCUGUGCUACCUCCCGGCUAAAGGGUGUCUCGCUCGCGCCAGAGCUGCUGCGACCAGCGUCAAGCGACCGGGCUGCCGGUGUAAGGACACUAACGUAGUCCACUGUAAGAGCGUCAACUGUAUACCGACGUAAAGGGAAAGUACAUUGGGUGAUGUGGAGAAUCGAUGGGGGUUGACAACUUUGGGCGACUGAAACGAUCGCCUCAUCACGUUUUGGCACUGUAGUCAGAAGUUGAUUGGGGGAUUGGCUAAGUUUAGCUGUUUGACGUGGUUUGUGUCGUUUGUUUUCAGCUAUGGUUCUUAAUACGGGCUGCUUAAUCACCAAGUGCCCUGAUUUUGUAUUGUUGUAAUCAAAGUCCAGAAUGUUAGCCCUUUUGACAUUUAAUACAACUGAUAUGCUAUGGACAGACUCUCCUGACUAACUUGUUUGUGAAUAGUAAUCUCAAAAGUAUGUAAAUUAGCAAAUGACCUCUUCAGAGAUGUUUUAUUUUUGUAUAUAUAAUAUUUCAACUGUGAAAAGCAUUCUGCCAAACCAGAGGCACCUUGAUGAUAGAUCCAUAUAUAUUAUAUAAUACAAUGUUUAAUGUUGUACAUUCAUGGGAAUGUAUAUCAAUCAUUUUUUAUGUUUGCCUUACAAGAGACGGAUAUUUACGCAUCUUAUCCCUUCAACUCUACUUGUAAAUUGUACAGUGACCCUAUAAGAACAUCUUUAUUUUCUAAUUUCAACAUUGUUUAGUGUAAAGAAUAUUUAUUUGAAGUUUUAUUAUUUUAUA